Coccinella septempunctata (seven-spotted ladybird) is the source of this 1666-nucleotide messenger RNA. RefSeq names its product elongation of very long chain fatty acids protein AAEL008004-like. Gene Ontology annotation, cellular component: endoplasmic reticulum membrane. Bases 170 to 1024 code for a protein of 284 amino acids. The record is from RefSeq and is a predicted model, not a curated record. Lineage: Eukaryota; Metazoa; Arthropoda; Insecta; Coleoptera; Coccinellidae. Gene Ontology annotation, biological process: sphingolipid biosynthetic process; fatty acid elongation, saturated fatty acid; fatty acid elongation, polyunsaturated fatty acid. The transcript has 6 exons. Gene Ontology annotation, molecular function: fatty acid elongase activity.
AUGAAAACCAUUACGAUAAGCCCAACUCUAUCAGUACGCAAUUAGGAGUGAAGAAGUCACCGAUGUAUCGGACAUCAAAGCGGUUCUAUAGGGUAUGCAGAACUGUUAAAAAGAGUGCAGAGUGAAGUGCUUGUGAUUUUAACGUAGCUUCCAAUCAAGACCAUCCAAGAUGUCUGGCCUGAUGCAUUUGGUAGUAUCAAAUUAUAAUGAACUCCUGGAAGCCAAAAAAGAUCCAUUGGUGGACUCAUGGCUGUUCAUGCAAUCUCCCAUGCCAGUGCUCUCAUUUCUCGUAAUUUACCUAUUUUUCGUAUUGAAAAUAGGACCUGAUUUUAUGAGGAACAGGAAACCUUUCGAAUUGAAGGGAUGGAUGAUAGCCUAUAACGCGUACCAAGUAAUUUUCAGCAUAUGGCUUUGUUGUCAAGCAUUCUACGUAAAAAACGCUUUGCCUUAUUUGCUGAACCACACCUGUAGCAAUCCAUCCCCUAAUAAGGAAUUUCAAGAAGCUCUUGCAAGGGGAGCGUGGUGGUACCACUUCUCCAAAAUCACGGAGCUAUUGGAUACAGUCUUCUUUGUUUUGAGGAAGAAACAAUCCCAAGUUACCUUCUUACACGUUUACCAUCAUUCAGUCACGAUGGUUGGAUCAUGGGGCUACUUGAAAUUCCUCCCAGGAGAACAAGGGGUAGUAAUCGGUUUCCUAAAUUCCAUGGUACACAUCGUGAUGUAUGCCUAUUACUUGAUUGCUGCUUUAGGGCCUAGAUUCCAGAAAUAUCUUUGGUGGAAGAAAUACAUGACCUGGAUCCAGUUGACUCAGUUCUGCAUUAUGCUGUCUUACCUGUUGUUCAUCAUCGUUAUGGACUGCAAAUUACCAAAAGCGUUGACCUUCUUCUUUGCGACCAACGUUGUGAUCUUCCUCUACCUAUUCAGCGAUUUUUACAUAAAGGCUUACAAACGGCCAAAGAAGGAGGCAAAGCAGAUUGGAGAACUCAAGGAAAAUUCCACGUCGGUACAUAAGAAGAAAUUGUAGAUUUGAUGUUCAUUGACGAAUUCCAAAGGAACUAUUGAGAGUGAGAGUGAUAAAAAUCGUGAAAGACUAUAAAACCAAUUCGAAUAAACAUCUCAGGUUUAUAUUGAAACAAUAAAACUUGUAGAGUGAAAAAACUGUCAUUCACGAAAAAAAUAAAUGUGAGAACUUAAAGGACUAGGUGAUAAAAAUGACUAGUCAUUGGGAUUUUUCUCAGUUUUUUGAAUAACCAAUACAAGCGAUUCUCAUAAUUAUGUAUAAUUUUCAAAAUAGAAAUGAAUCAUAUUACUAUUCAUUUACACCCUGUAGCAAGCAAUUAUUCGGAUUUAUUGUUUCCAUAUGUCAUCCAUAUGUAUUGUAUGAAAGUGAAAAUGUAUAUUUGAACGAAUAUUUUAUGUCCCAAAUAUGAAUUUGACUCAUUAUCGAUCCUAAUUUCGUGUUUGAUAUAAAAUCUUGCUUGUAUUGGUUUUUCUGAAUCAUUCAGUUGUAUGUAAUUUAUUUAUUUAUGUCGGUGACAUUUGAAUAAGUAUGUUAAACUACCGAAAUCCUUUCAUUUCGAAGCCUAAACACAAGGCGAAAUGUUCGAAGUACCUCAUUUAGAGAGGAAAUUAUUCGAAUGUUGUAAAAAUAAAUUUUUCCUCGAUA